Molecule: messenger RNA, 990 nt
Organism: Hyaloscypha bicolor E
Lineage: Eukaryota; Fungi; Ascomycota; Leotiomycetes; Helotiales; Hyaloscyphaceae
Product: GMC oxidoreductase
Exons: 1
Coding region: 101-790 (229 amino acids)
Biological process (GO): secondary metabolite biosynthetic process
Molecular function (GO): oxidoreductase activity, acting on CH-OH group of donors; flavin adenine dinucleotide binding
Source: RefSeq, a predicted model, not a curated record
GGCAAGUCAACCCCAAGGACUUCACUCACUGAAUAGUUCGGCACGGAACUUCAUGGUUUAGCAGAGACCAAGCGUCGGCUCGCUCCAGAAUGUGAGUCUUAUGAUCCUAGUGGUUAUAAUUGUUGGCGGAGGUGGUAAUGGGCAGAUGCUGUCGGUACACUUUCGACAACGUCUUACCGUAUUCAAACAGAGCAUACAGUUCACUACCCCCAAAUCAACCCGUGAUGAGCUGCGAAGGCGAGUGCAGAAUAAAAUGCUGGCGCUUCCAGUGCUUCCGGAGGCCCUAUUCAGGUAUCAUAUGCAAAUAAACACAGGGCAAUCCUUCAGCAGCUACAUGGAAGGCGGUUUGAACGAGAUCGGCGUUCCCACCGUCCCAGAUUCCAACUGCGGGUCCCUCCUCGGAGCUCAAUACUGUUCCUCCACAAUCCGGCGAAGCGGCGAGUCAAGAGAUACUUUCCAAACAUCCUUCCUCCGCGAAGCCGUUAGACAGAAAUUAACAAACCUCAAAGUCUUCUCCCAUACCAUGGCAAAGAAGAUUCUCGUCGCCUCGAACAAGAAAGGCACAGGUGUUGUCGUAGAGUCAGACGCCAUUUCCUACACCUUGACAGCAAACAAAGAAACCACAGUCUGGGCAGGAACCUUCCAAUCACUUCAACUCCUCAUGGUGUCUGGAAUUGCACCCUCGGAGCAAUUGGCGAAGUACACCAUCGCAGUGGUAGUAGACCUCAUAGGCGUAGGGCAGGGACGUAAGACCAUAUCUUCUUCGGGCCCUCGUACCGCAUCGACGUAACGACAUUCACGCGUCUCGCAAGCAAUCUUCUGUACCUCGCUGCACAGCUAAUCCUUUACACAACCACGAAACCGGAUCCUCAGCAACCACUGCGCUGAGUUUCUCGGCUGGGAGAAGGAGAUUGGCUGUUGGUUGUGGAAGAACCGGCAGAUUAAUGAUCACCUGGAGUUGAAGCAGUUGUUUGAAGGGAGUCUGGAGGC